This is a messenger RNA of Plectropomus leopardus (leopard coralgrouper), 1536 nucleotides long. RefSeq names its product LRRN4 C-terminal-like protein. Lineage: Eukaryota; Metazoa; Chordata; Actinopteri; Perciformes; Serranidae. Gene Ontology annotation, molecular function: protein binding. The record is from RefSeq and is a predicted model, not a curated record.
GGGAGAGUGUAUAAAGGAGGAGAGAGCAAGUGGAGGACAGACGAGGAGCUCUCUCAUAUUUUAAUAAGAGAUAAACUUUUGCAAACAACAGACAGAGCGAUGGCUGCCAGUAGGGACCUUCUUUUCUCCCUGGUGAUCAUUUGCCUGGUUCUCAUCAGAGGUUACUCCUCUCUGCCUACCACAUCUCAAGACGCAGAGACAAAUGCCAUGAAACCUAUGUCACUUUUGACCGAGGACUUUGUGGCUUCUGAUGAGGAUUACACUCAAUAUGAAGAUCCAGUCACCCCUGUUGUAAACAUCAGAGUGUCUCCAUAUUCAAAAACUACUAAGCGAUGCGACUACAACCCCUGUCUGGAUAAUCAGAUCCCCUGCUCUGAUCUAGCAGCCUCCACCGGCUGCUUGUGUCCAGGCUUCACUUUAAAUAACCAAGUCCCCGAAGCUCCCGACCUGAGAUCAGUGUCCUGGAACGGGUCAGAGGUUGUCGUUCACUGGUGUGCGCCCUACUCAUACGUCACAUCUUAUGUUGUGACAGUAGGAGGGGUAGACACAAAGACAUUUGGGAGGAAUCAAAGGAGCGGUGGAGUUGGAAACAGGGACCACAUCGUGAAGGUUUGUGUGUCUGCCGUUAAUGAUGCUGGAGAAGGUGAGGGGUCCUGCCAGAUGUACCAUCCCCGGGACAGCAGUCUGCCUCUGACAGCAGGACUCAUCGGGGGAGCGCUGGGCCUCCUGCUGCUCCUCUUGUUGGGCGUCCUGCUUUGGAGGCACAAGAGGCAAAGGAAGCAGGAGGCCAGCAUCUCCAUGCAUGACGCAGCUGAGACACAGUGAACAGAAAACAGACUGGACGCUCGCUGAGAUAAGACUCUGUCCCAUGAGACUGCUCAUCGCAGUUAAUUAACUGUAAGCACAUUACAACAUCCGAGGCUUUCUGUACAAAGACGCUUCCAGGAGAUGCAGAAGGAAACAAAGUCCGUCCCCCCACAUGAGUAUACGUGCAGUAUAUGGCUAAUUCCUGGUUUAUUUUGAAUACCCCUCAGUGGGAAGUUUAAGGAAGUUCCCACAUCUGUGAUUUGAAAACCAGCUGCAGAAAAAUUUUGCGUGUUUUUCCUACACACUAAAAACCACUGGGUCACCAUCGCACUAAAACAACACUGCAUUUAAGACAAUGGGUUGUUUUGACCCAGUUUUAUUGUGUUUUUAAAUAUUACUGGUAAGUUAUUUACGUACUUUAAAUAAAUUAUGCUAUGGUUGCAAACCAUUAUAAUCAUAUCUAGCUCUUUUAAAAUCAAAUGUCAGCAUUUGUUAUUGUUAACAAAUGUUUAGAUGUGUAUCCGUUGCAUGCAUAUCAUUUUUUAAUGAAUAAUAAUAAGAAGAUAUUUGUGACAGCUUCAACCCUUUGAACCACAAGCAAAUUGGUUUGAUUUCUUUCACAAACACGAGGGAAAAUGCAAUGACAAACUUCGCAAGAAAUGUCACAAAUUGCAAGAAAUGAUUAAAAGGUAAUGAAGAAAAUGACCUGAAAAUUAGUUUUAAAACAGG